CUCCCUUAUACACACACACACAUUUGUGCGUGGUGGCUGUCGGACAGGCUGCUAGACUCCCCAGCAGAGGCUGCAGGACGAAGCACCCCAACACCUACCACCACCGCCCCCAAGCUAAUUCCAUUAUACAUUCCCGACUGGAAGGAAGAGGGGCUGUCUUCUAAUUGCUUUCUUAUCCCCCUGAGUCCCUCCUCCUCCUCCUCUCUCCUCCACCACCAUCAUCUUCCUCCCCCCCUGCCCUCCUUUCAGCCCGCCCCUCGCCCUGCGUGCACUCAACAUGGCAGCAGACAAGCAGAGGAGGGAGGUGAGCUAGAGAGCAGGAGAGAGAGAGAGAGAGAGAGAGAGAGAGAGAGAGAGAGAGAGGCAGGCAGACAGGCAGGCUGCCGCUAUCAGGGAAUACUGGUGCCAUUUUCAGCAUCGCAGGGUAAAAGGAUUGAGCCUUGCCGCUGUACGCUCGGCUUGCCUCGGCUCAGCUCCGCUCGCCUCGGCUCAGAAUAGCUGAACAAGAGGGGGAUUGGAAGGACAAAAAAAGGAGGAGAGAACGGCUGACCCCUAACACAGAACCCCUAACCCCCCUUCCCCCUUUCCCAUCUCACCUCACCUCCCCCUCCCUGCUCUGGCUAUAGAAGGAGAGUUAUGCAGUCCUUCCGUGAGCGCAGCGGUGGUUACCACAGCAACCAACCCUGCUACCAGCAGGAGCCCCAUGAAUUAUCCCGACUGGAGACCUAUCGCCAACACCCGCAUCAUCCCCACCCCCAGCACCCGCACCCAGGCCCCGGUCCACAUCCAGGCCCAGGCCCAGGCUCAGGGCACACCAGGUCAGGCUAUGAGGCUCAUUCACUGGCGAACCCCACAAGCAUGCCUCCAGCUGGAGGACCAGGAACUGGGGGAGUACCCAAGGACUGUUACAGCCAGCAAGCCUACCCUGGUUACCCAGGCAAUGGUGGAGGAAAUGGGAGUGGAAAUGGGGGCUCAGCACCCUCACAGGCAAAGAAAUCCUACAGAGGAGGCAAAGUGCCCCCACCAAACCCCAGUCAGCACCUACAGGGUCCUGGGGGCUAUAGUAACCACAUGGGCCCUGGGAAUUACUCAGCCCAGUAUAUGAGCGAGGGCCAUCUCCAGCAGAAAUGGGAGGACCCAGCCCAGUUAGCACAGUAUGACCAGGAGAUGGUGGGGCGUAUGGAGGCUGGUGGUACCCCUGCACCUGGCUCCUCUCAGUACAUGGACCAGAACAUGCUGGGCCACUCCCAGACCCAGUGCCACCAGCCCUCCACCCCUGCCUAUACCAGCCCUCAUCACCAGCCCCACCCUCCUAACCCUGCCCCCUCCCCUCUCAUGUACCCCCAGAGUCACCUGCACUACCCCCAGCACUCACCCUCCCCUUCACCGUACAUGGAAAAGUGCAGCCCUAUGCCUCACUGUUAUAAAGGUUACAACAUGCCCCCCAAUUCCCAGUAUAGCAGACAAAUGAGCAGCCACAGCAAUCUGAAGCAGGGGGGUUACAGAUCGACCCAGAACAGUUACGGCUACCAGCAGCCUCCCUCCAGAGGUUAUGAGCAGCAGCCCCCUUUACAGGCCAUGACCAACCCCCAGGAGCCCCACCCUAAAUACCAACACUACAGCCAACCCCAACAAAAUUACUGUCUCUCAGAGCUGUCUGUCAGAUCACCAGAACAGUAUUAUCAGACUUGUAGCCCCUCCUCAAGCCACUCCCCUGCACGCUCUGUAGGGCGCUCCCCCUCGUACAGCUCCACCCCUUCACCAUUAAUGACCAAUCCAGAGUCGUUCCAGUAUGGCCAACCUCCCAUGACCCCUGGGGCAGCCUCCUCUUCUUCAUCCUCUUCAGCUGGUAUGCAGGAGCAAGCCAGUACCAACACCAUGUUAAUGCCACCACGCUCACACCCCUCACCCAAUGUGCCCCACGCAGCACCCCACAGCUAUACUACCACACCGCAGGUCCCCACCAUGAAAGAACGCUUCUCAGAGAAGCUGUUGUCAAACCCCAGCUUGUGGAGCCUGAAUGCCCUCACCUCUCAGGUAGAGAACAUCUCUAAUAAUGUCCAGCAGCUACUGCUUUCAGAGGCCCUGGUGGCCAACAAGAAAGGCAGUAAGCGCAACAGUGGAGGGAGCAACAGCAGUGCUGGAAGUGGAGCAUCCUCCAAAAAGGGUGAGGAGUACAAAAGUCCUCCAUAUUCAGAUGGUGGUGGUGUUAGUGUUGGUGGAGGCCCCAUGCAGGACCCUUACUCUACCCCACAGCAUCAGCCAAUGCCCAUGGAACUCCAUGAGGGAGGCUACUCCAGCAGUAGUGAUGAACAACUGGAGAGGGGCUACUACUACUGUGGCCAGGGCAGAAGUCCAGCACAGGCCCCCAAUAACACACAACUCAGCUUGGACACAGCAUCUUCAUGCUCCAUGACAUCUCCAGAUGAUAUGUCUACCAGGUCUGGGGACUCAGGUCUGCACAACCUUACCCCUGACCCUACUAGAUGUCAGUCAGGGCAGGUAGGAGAUGGCAUGAGUACUCCAGUUAAAAGCAUUGGUGAUGAGAGGUCUCCAACAAGCAUUACAAUCCCGAGUCCCAUGAAACAAGAAAGGGACUCCCCUUCAGAUAUACAGCAUAUCAAUGAGCCUGUCAAAGAGAACUUUGAAGAAUCAGCCUGGACAGAGAAAUCAGCUGACAAAGAGGACGUGACAACAGAAAAAAACCCUGACCAUGAGAGAGAUUCAGACUCAACUAAAUCUACAGAGAAUCUGGAGAAAUGGUCAGAUGAAGAGAAAUGCCCAGCUCUCUACAGCAAAGUAAACAAAGGGGUGACAGAAAAAAGCUAUUGCUAUAAGGAGACAGUGUACCAAGGGGUUCAGAGCAAAUAUGACCCUGAUGUGAGAGACUCAGUUGAACAGUCUCCAGCAGCUCUCUCUGACUCCAGCCACAAGGAACACUUUGGCCAAGAGAUGAAAUCAGAGCCAUUCAAAUCUGAGUCCCCAACUGCUUCUGAGAGCUCAGUGAAAACAUUGCCUUUCAUUUCUAGGGGUGACCUUGAACAUGAUCAAUAUUCCACAGAAAAGGAGGACAGCUCAGAAAACACCUCUCCAACCCCCCAAGUUGAAGCCUUGGACGAGAGCAACUCAGACAAGAGAGAGAACAGAGAUGAGGAUGAUGAAGAGGAGAAGGGGGAAGGAGAGGUUGAGGCCUAUGAAGAGGAAGAAGAUGAAAUACAGAAACAAAAGCAACAUUCUCUUUCCCCUCCUCUGUCUACAGAGGUUAGGGAGGAACUGGGGGAGGGGGAGAAAGUCAGCCAGUCAUCAGCAGAGGAGCACAUGAAUAAUAGAGAUGGGCCAGAGAAGCCUCCUGGAGAUCUCUGCAGCAGGACAGAGAGUCAGAGUACUGAGUUCCAUACUGACAAUGAGUCUGCAGGGGCGCCUGUCCAUCCAAAUGCAGCAGCAGCAACAGCAGAUGCUUCUGCAAGGGAAUCAGCGAUUGGUGACACUGCUCCUCAGCCUCACUCUGCUAUGCCAGUCUUCUCAGCUCUCAAUGACAAGGCAACACCUCCAGCUCAGGCCAGGGAUCAUAUUGAUCACAGUGAUGCUAAAGUGCUGGAGCCAGACUCUCCUCAGCUGCCAGGGAAGUCAAUACUUCCCUCAGCCCCCUCCUGGGCAGACACUCCACCCUCCCCCAAAAAAGGUGAUGAGGACAUGGAGCCGGGCAUCAGCUGUGCCAGUGCUGUGACCCCCUUGGCCAAGCCAGAGCCUGUGGCUCCAUCUGCUCAGCCAAGGGCAUUUGGACGUAAACAUGCCAGGGGCAGAAGAAGAAUCAUGCAUUCAGGUGUGGGAAUCAGGCGACAGCUAAGCUUGGAGAGGGAGGGGGGAAAGGAAGAGGAAGGAGCCCCCUCACUUGCACAGAAACCCUGCAUGCCUCCAAGCAAAACUGUGUUAUUCUCAGAUCAAAUGGACCUAGCUCAUCAGGAAUCUAUUGUGAGCCACACUCCUAAAAUGCUAACUGAUGGUUUUCGUUCGAGAAUGUGCACUCGUUCAUUCAAUGCACCAGACUUGCCACCCAAAGUUGAGCCUCAUGUGAAGAGAAAACCAGGCCCAAAACCAGGUUCAAAGCCUGGGCUUAAACCAGGGCCAAAACCUGGACUAAAACCAGGGCCAAAGCCAGGAUCAAAACCAGGUCCAAAACCAGGGCCUAAACCUGGCCUAAAACCUGGACCAAAGCCUGGGCCAAAACCUGGACCUAAACCAGGAUCUAAACCAGGACCAAAACCUGUGCUAAAUGAACCAGAGCUGCCAGCGAAAAUUGAGACUCCUGUGAAACGAAAACCAGGACCCAAACCAGGUUCAAAACCUGGGCCCAAACCUGGGUCAAAACCUGGCCCAAAACCAGCUCUAAAACCAGGUCCAAAACCAGGACCUAAGCCUGGAACCAAACCUGCAGAUGUUUUGCCCCCCACCGACACUGCACCCAUCAAGGCACCAGUGGGUCGCCCCAAAGGCUCAGUUUCUAAAGCAAAGCUGGUACAACAAGUUUCUUCUUCCCUUCAAUCUUUGACAGGACUGCAAAGCAGGGGCAGGGGCAAGGGCAGCCUAAAAGCUACAAUAUCACAAGUAAACCAGGAUGUAAAACCAGUAAACCAGGAAGAAAAACCAUCAAACCAUGAGGCAAAGGCACCAGAGAAGGAGGGUAAGAACAUGGUCUUGAGAUCCAGAAAGCCCUCGCAAGAAAAACUGUCAAAAGAAAAAGAAAAAGUCAUAGGGGAAGAUAUUCUACCCCAGACACUAACAGAAAUUAAAGCCAGUGAUGUUUCUCCAAAAGUAGAGGAGGCUGUUACUGUGGAACAAACUCUAACUCCCAUUCCUAAUGCAGUCAAAAACACAGAUGUCCCAGCAGACCCACCUGCACCACUUGCCCCACCAGUCCCAACUGAACAAUCUGAAGAAAAGACAUCACUUCCACUAAAACGGAAACCUAGCCCAGAACUUUCUUCAAUGGCAGUAAAGAAAAAAAGGGGUCCAAAGCCCAAGCCAAAACCCUUACCACCUCAACCCCCAUUGCUGGAGGUUGUCGCUAUGCCUAAAGAGAAGGGUGUCCGGGGCCCCAAAAGAAAGCGAGGGCCACCUAAGAGAGCCUCUGUGGUCACUCCCCCACCCAAAGACACUCCUUCCAACAUCAGUGAAACUGACAUCACUAGUGAUGUGCCUGUGGUGCCUCCUCAGUGCCCCACUAAAACAAAAGUUCUCCCACCACGCAAAGGCAGAGGACAGAAAUAUGAGGCCAUGGUGCAGAAAAUUACAUCUCCUAGCUCGAAGAAACACCUACCAAUUCCCCAGAUAGACAGCAAUCUAACUGAUGAUGUGACAACCAAGGCUUUGUCUCAACAUGUCUUAAAGGAAGGUGAGACGUCUAUGCUCAUAAAUAGCACUGAGAUGAUAGAGGGAGAAGUGAAAAGCAUAGAGUCUAGACAAGAAGGAGCAAAACAACAGAGAAAAGAGGAGAUGAUGCAAGAAAAAGAAAAGCAUGAGGUUAGUCAAAAGGAAUCAAUGCCAGAAGAGGUGAGACAAUGGGUGGAAGAAGAGAUUGUAAAUAAGGAGACACGACAGGAAAACAUUAAACCAGGCACAAAGCAGGAUGUUGGAGCUGACAAGGUUUGGAGCACAAUGGGAACCCCAGUAGAAGUCAGGGCUCCAGGAAAGUGGACACAACAGGCCUCAGAAGGUGUAUCUUCUGCUGCCACUAAGUCUGCAAGAACUAAAAGGAAGAGAUGGGCCAUGGUGGAGAGUACAGAUGCCUCAGUAGUAGCCUUGGAGGCUGGGAGCCUAAUAGUUACAACACCAAGGCUAGCCAAACAGAGGGCCAUUAAAAACAACCAUGAGAUGCACCUAAAGCAGAGGAGGAAGAAGAGAAAAGGCCAAGCCCCUCUAGAAGAAACAGAGACAGUCGAGGAGCCAAAUAUUGAAACAGCAGAACAACAACAGGAGAGGGUAGAAGAGAAGGUAACCCCCACAGAGUCCAUAGUACCUCUGCCAAUCAGCCCACAUGAGAUCACAAUAACCCCCCAGGUUACCAGCACAGAACUCAUCCAGAAACCUAGGAGAGGCAGAAAACCAUCAGCAAAUCCAACCAAGAGGAAACGAGGCAAAGUCUCAUCAGAGCAGAUUCCUGGCAAGCCACUGAAGGUCCACAAAAAGCCUGGGCCAAAACCUGGGAUGAAAGACGCCAUUGAGGUUAUUGAGGCAGUAGUAAGGGCUGCAGGAUGUGAACGGGCCGAAAAAGAGGAGAGAGAAAAAGAAGAAAGAGAAAGAGAAAAUAGGGAAAAACAGAAGACAUGUAUUGUGGGUCCGGUAGUGACAAUAUCAGAAAAACAGACUGAGACGAUUUCUGUGAAAAGAAUCAGGCGCAAACCAGUCCAUCAAAAUUCUAAACUGUCUUUCUGUCCUUAUGUACGGAUUAACAACUCCAGAGACUUUUCCUCUUGGUGUGCCAUAGUCAACAAGCCUGAGGAUGCAGUAAUAUUUCAGAGACGUAGAAAAAAGGGCAUACUCAGAAUGAGGAAUCCUUUCACAGUUGCAAAGGUAGUGCCACACACUGCUGCCAUGCUAAAGGGACCCUUGGUGAAUAAAAAUCUAAUUGACAGGUGUCUUACAUGUAGCCUGUGUGGAAAGCCAGCAAAUUACAGAGACCUGGGUGAUUUGUGUGGACCCUACUACACAGAGGAUGGCGUUCCGCGGAAAAUUUUGACAAUCAGGCACACAGAAUCCCUCAGGGAAGAGUCAGAGAAGACCAAUGACAACAACAGUAGCAGCACUGAAGAACCAGGCAACUCCUCAAAGAAUGAGGGCAAGGUCAGCACAGAAAAGGAGGGCAAUACAGAAGCAUCCACUCAAGAAGGCAGUAGUGGCAGGCACCAUCAUUGGCGCUACCGACGGGCAGAAAGAACCGAAAGAAUGGGUCAGGAGGGUGGUCCACGAAGAUUAACUCUCAGAGAGAGGUUCAGGAGGAUGAAGCAGCUCCAGGCCAUCAGCACAGGGGCCUCAAGUGACCAAGAGGGCAGUAACAGCAUGUUCCAAAGGCUACAAGUGGAGGCAGAGGCUAAGGAGCACUGGGCCCAUGAAAACUGUGCCAUCUGGACCAAGGGGGUAAUUAUGGUAGCUGGGAGGCUAUACGGACUGAAAGAGGCUGCCAACAACUCAGCCCAAACGGCUGCACAUUCCACGAGGAUGACUUCUCCAUCAAAUGUCCUAAACAUGAGGACGUGUAAGAUAUUCCAGCACACCACCUCCACCACCAACACCACCUCUCAGCAUCACCUAUCCAGCAAGGCAAACUAAAACGCUGUCCUAACAGCCACCUAUACCUAAAAACAUGGUGAUGACUGAUGACAGACAGGCACAUCGGCCAGUGGGGCUGGGGGAGGUUAAAAGGCUGUGCUGAGGUGGAGCUAGGAGCAAUACAAACCCUGGAGAAUGGCUCCGCAGAGAAUAGCUGCUCCCUGAACCCGGCCUGGAAAUGUGUUUUUCUCAACUGAGCCCCUUACUGGAAAGCAGAAGGCAGUGGCACUGUUUAACAGGAGGAUAGACUGCGCUUUAGAGACUGUGUGCCUAGGGUCCAGUGCACAGGGGGGCUGUUUGAAAUGCAGAACGAGCUAUGUGUGUGUGUGUGUGUGUGUUCUGCCUUCGGAUGGGUUGCUAUCAUAUUCAGACACCUGGCGGACACUGAUUGGACAGGAGCUUCCCUCUGGCCACCUUGUCUGUGGUCCAAGAGGUGUGUAUGCGUGUGCGUGAGUGUGUGUCUGUGCGCGUGUGUGUGAUAAUCAUAGAAUUGUCAGUCUACAGCCACAUCAUCUGUGUGUGUGCAUAUGUGUCUGUGUGAGUGAAGAAGUUCAUCUCCAAUUCAAGAUGUCAUGCAUCAAAAAAACAGCAGCCAACCACUGGGUGUACUAUCUCAAUGUGUGCGUUUGUGUUUAAAACAAGAUGAAACAAAAAAGGAAACUGUACAUGAUGAUGUGCUUUACAGGUUCUAAAUAUUCUGAUAUUGAAGAGUUAAGAAAAAAAUGGACGCAGUAUUUUAAUAUAACGCUCUUAUCUUCGGAGAUGUAUUUUGAUGUGCAUUAUGACUAUACGACAUCAUUGCGUCACCCUUGGUAUACGUCAGGCUUUGUGUUAUUCAAAAAUUAAAAAAGAAAAAUGAUAAAAAGAAAAAAAAAGAUAACUGUUUAAGAGUGUUACUCCAUUUCAACUGUGUGCACAUUCAGUAUGUACAGUAGACGCCACCAUCACUUGACAGGUUGCAGAUCAGGGCUCCAUUGGUCAAACUGGGAGUCAGGUCAUCUCACUUCAUAUCUAUGUACAGUUCAGAAGUAUUACUGUUAAACAUUGCCAUGAUGUAUGAUCAUUUCACCUACCACAGCAGUGCAGAAAGAUAUACAUUCAAUUCUAAUUUCAUAACACACCUGUCUGUUUGUGUAUCUCAAAUGUAGCUUCUUUCACUCUUCCAUGCUAUGUAACAAUGUCCUGUACAGGGCGACAGUUAAAGUACUGGUCAUAUCAAAAGGAGACAUAUUUAAGUAUUAGAGCAAAAAAUAAAAGUGCAAAAACGCCACACCAAACUUUCUCUUUUAUGAAGUUCAUUAUUUAAUGGUGUAUAUAAGUAAUUGAUGCUGUUUAAAUGUAAGAUGUGAUGUACUAAUAUAAUUGUGUAUAGUAUUUCCUAGAGAUGUUUAUUUUCUAUAAAAUGGAAUAUGUUAUUGCUUAUAAAAUGUUAUUAAAAGAAUCCAUUGAUGAAAAAAUAACGACCUUUUUUUGGGAAUGUCACUUGUCUUAAGUUGGAGCAUGCAGUUUUAUUGAUUUUCAUGUCUCUUUGUUUGGAAUCGAUGACACAGCAUCACAUUGUUUGAAAUGUUUUUUGUAACGCCAAUGUUAAAUAUACCAGCACCUUUCAAUGCUGCUAUGACCAA
This is a messenger RNA of Siniperca chuatsi (mandarin fish), 8951 nucleotides long. Its product is annotated as retinoic acid-induced protein 1. The coding region runs from base 637 to 7326 and encodes 2229 amino acids. The record is from RefSeq and is a predicted model, not a curated record. Gene Ontology annotation, cellular component: nucleus. NCBI's taxonomy places the organism in Eukaryota, Metazoa, Chordata, Actinopteri, Centrarchiformes, Sinipercidae. The transcript has 4 exons. Gene Ontology annotation, biological process: regulation of transcription by RNA polymerase II; circadian regulation of gene expression.